Messenger RNA from Cladocopium goreaui, 7576 nucleotides. The record is from the annotation of a GenBank genome assembly. NCBI's taxonomy places the organism in Eukaryota, Dinophyceae, Suessiales, Symbiodiniaceae.
GAGAUGUCACCAAUCUGAGCUUGCUUGCCCCCAUGUGUGCCGAAGGGAUUGAUGCAGGUUCCAUUGCAGCUGGAGUGGCUUGUCAGCCCUACAGCCGACUUGGGGACCAAAAAGCAGAGCAGGAUUCACGUCCGCUCCCAUUGAUUGCCCACCUUUUGGAUCGUUUCAAGACAUGCAAUGAUGAAGACACCCGUCAACUUGCCCUUGACCUUUAUGAGUUGGGCCGCUUUGGACAUUUUGGUUUUGACACCAACAUGCUCAUGUGGAAUGGCCAGAUGCAGAGCAUUGAUGAUCAUCCAGCUGCAGACAUUAACAAGACCGAUGCCGGAGCCUCACAGGCCAUCGAGAGUCAGCUACCGGCCCUGACACCAUCCGAGCCUUUGUGUACAGUUGCCUCAGCCGACGCGUCCGAGCAUCCGCCAUGUUUACCUGACCCUGUACAUAGUGCAUCCGUCACCGUUUCCAUGCCAUCAGUCUGUACAGUUGAGCCUGCGAUGCCCCAUCAGACAAUUCCAAUUGACGAGACCAGUUUCGCCAGUGUCAUGCCUGAUCCAUCUGCCACGUUGCCUCGACAUGAACCUGAUGCAGCCGCCGCGUGUCCUGUCAUUAGGUCCGAGUCUGGUGUCCCAUGUCCUGUCCCGCCCGUGCCCUCUGCAGCAGGGAAAACUGAUGCAAGUGAUGAAACGCCGACACCAGGUUUGUCUCUGUCCGUUGUCACUGCCACAGUCGAUGCAGCCGCAUCCCCACAUGUUGCAACCGCACAGGUCACAGAUAUCACCGGUCCGAGCAUUGAUGAUCAUCCAGCUGCAGACAUGAACAAGACCGAUGCCGGAGCCUCACAGGCCAUCGAGAGUCAGCUACCGGCCCUGACACCAGCCGAGCCUUUGUGUACAGCUGCAUCAGCCGACGCAUCCGAGCAUCCGCCACGUUUGCCUGACCCUGUACAUAGUGCAUCCGUCACCGUUUCCAUGCCAUCAGUCUGUACAGUUGAGCCUGCGAUGCCCCAUCCGACAAUUCCAAUUGACGAGACCAGUUUCGCCAGUGUCAUGUCUGAUCCAUCUGUCACGUUGCCUCGACAUGAACCUGAUGCAGCCGCCACGUGUCCUGUCAUUAGGUCCGAGUCUGGUGUCCCAUGUCCUGUUCCGCCCGUGCCCUCUGCAGCAGGGAACACUGAUGCAAGUGAUGAAACCCCGACACCUUGUUUGUCCCUGUCCGUUGUCACUGCCACAGUCGAUGCAGCCGCAUCCCCACAUGUUGCAGCCGCACACGUCACAGAUGUCACCAGUCCGUGCCUUGUAGAUGUCCAUGCCAUGUCCUCACAGGUCGCUACUGGUCACGUCGCUGUCGUACCCAAUUGUCCGGCAGGUACCAGGAAGUCCAACACGCAGACCAUCAGAGAAUCAGCAUGCACCUCGGCCAGAAGCAUUGAUGAUCAUCCAGCUGCAGACAUGAACAAGACCGAUGCCGGAGCCUCACAGGCCAUCGAGAGUCAGCUACCGGCCCUGACACCAGCCGAGCCUUUGUGUACAAUUGCCUCAGCCGACGCAUCCGAGCAUCCGCCAUGUUUGCCUGACCCUGUACAUAGUGCAUCCGUCACCGUUUCCAUGCCAUCAGUCUGUGCAGUUGAGCCUGCGAUGCCCCAUCAGACAAUUCCAAUUGACGAGACCAGUUUCGCCAGUGUCAUGCCUGAUCCAUCUGUCACGUUGCCUCGACAUGAACCUGAUGCAGCCGCCACGUGUCCUGUCAUUAGGUCCGAGUCUGGUGUCCCAUGUCCUGUCCCGCCCGUGCCCUCUGCAGCAGGAACUGAUGCAAGUGAUGAAACGCCGACACCAGGUUUGUCUCCGUCCGUUGUCACUGCCACAGUCGAUGCAGCCGCAUCCCCACAUGUUGCAACCGCACACGUCACAGAUGUCACCAGUCCGUGCCUUGUUGAUGUCCAUGCCAUGUCCUCACAGGUCGCUACUGGUCACGUCGCUAUCGUACCCAAUUGUCAGGAAGGUACCAGGAUGUCCAACACGCAGACCAUCAGAGAAUCAGCAUGCACCUCGGCCAGGAGCAUUGAUGAUCACCCAGCUGCAGACAAGAACAAGACCGAUGCCGGAGCCUCACAGGCCAUCGAGAGUCAGCUACCGGCCCUGACACCAGCCGAGCCUUUGUGUACAGUUGCCUCAGCCGACGCAUCCGAGCAUCCGCCACGUUUGCCUGACCCUGUACAUAGUGCAUCCGUCACCGUUUCCAUGCCAUCAGUCUGUACAGUUGAGCCUGCGAUGCCCCAUCAGACAAUUCCAAUUGACGAGACAAGUUUCGCCAGUGCCAUAUCUGAUCCACCUGCCAUGUUGCCUCGGCAUGAACCUGAUGCAGCCGCCGCGUGUCCUGUCAUUAGGUCCGAGUCUGGUGUCCCAUGUCCUGUUCCGCCCGUGCCCUCUGCAGCAGGGAAAACUGAUGCAAGUGAUGAAACGCCGACACCAUGUUUGUCCCUGUCCGUUGUCACUGCCACAGUCGAUGCAGCCGCAUCCCCACAUGUUGCAGCCGCACACGUCACAGAUGUCACCAGUCCGUGCCUUGUUGAUGUCCAUGCCAUGUCCUCACAGGUCGUUACUGGUCACGUAGGUCAGCACCAACUCCAAGCACUCACUGCCCAGGCCUUGGAUUUUGAUGUCUGUGCCGACACCACAGCAGCAGAUGAGCCAACCUGUCCAUCGGCCUUUCCUUGGCCUCUGCGGGAUUCAGUGCAAUCGCCCCAGACCAUUGCACCCACCCCAGUUGCCGAGUCCGGUAAGCGACCACAUGAAUCAUUCCAGCAAGCCAACUCUUCAGGAGGGGUCUGUGGAUUUGAAACCCCACGGCCAGCCAAGAAAGCCAAAGCGGAGUCUUCGACGCCUGCGUCCAGCCCAGCACCUGUCAGAUCGUUUGAGCCUGCGUUGGCAUGCCCAACCAAUGGAGCAUGGUCCCCAGCAGCAUCUUCUGACAAAGAUUCUGCCAGUGGCACAAACAUCAAUAUCAUGGUCCUCAGGGAUGGAGCUCAGUUGCCAUGCGUUGUCAGUGUCUCAGAAGGUACUGAAGUUGGCCAGCUACUCAGAGCAGAAAAGUUUGACUUGGAGGGGACGCCUGAUCUGCAUGCGAGUUCAUGGCUCAACACACCCAUCCCAUUGAUGCUCCCGUUGGAAGAUAAACAGGUAAUCUUUGUGCGUGAGCAGCUUCAACUUUGGAACCAGUGUCCAUUCACAGACUCAGCAGCCGUAUGCCGCCCAGACCUUAGCCUGCCCAGCCCUCGUAUUGAGGCUUUGUACCGCCAGCAAGCAUGGGUGGCUAGGGAUGAAAUGGAAUACUAUUUGAGUGCUACAUCCUUUGAUCACAUGGCGACAGCAUUUCCUCCUGCCUGCUAUCACAAUGAAAUUGCAGUGAAAGAUGAAGCGCACGAAACAGCUUGGCACACUGCCCACCACCUGGACUUAGGUGGCGCCAGGCCGGACAAUGGCGAAGUCCACCAGUUGACAGAACUGCUCACCACGCAUGGAGUUUGGCCGGAACGAUCUCAAGAAAGAGCAGCCCAGAUAGUAGCCAAGAUCUCUCCGGCAAUCCUUGCCAACAUUCUUGCGUCUCCAAGACCAUGGCAGGACUUGAAAGCAGCAGCGAACAAUAUGAAACCUCAACUCAGAUUGAUCAUGGCUGACGAGCUCAAUGCCCAAAUUGCCAACCGAACAUCCCAACGCAAGUAUGGCAGAAAGAGUGACCGCCAAACAGCCAGGAAACCAGAUGCUACCAAAGAGGUGCCAUCAGUUCAAGCCAGUGAAUUGCAAGUCCCACAUGGCGUCUUCCGACAACAAGAUGGCACGGUCCUCAGUUCCUUGCAUGUCAAUGAAGUUGGUCCCCAAGCCAGUGGCGUCCUUUUGCUUGACCAAGAAGACUGUGAAGCCACAUUGCGUCUUCCCCAACCGGUCUCCAAAGGCGGUUUGGCAGUGAUUGUCCUGGCGACGAAGCACAACGCCAACAUGCAUCAGAUGCCACUUAUCCGGUUUCCAGCUAUGUGCUUGUCUACCCAGGAGCCUCUCAUCACUGCAGGAUACAUGUAUCAACUGGGGUCCCAACAGGUUAUUCGACAUGACCCCCCUACGAAGCUUGCGGUAGAAGAGCAACCGACUGAGGUUGUCAGAUGUGUCGUAUUCAGAGAUCAAGCCAUGCCGCUUUGGGAUUCCAUGCUGCUGCAACCGGUGAAACAUAUUUUCCAAGCUGAACCGCUCCUCACCCCCACACCUGGUGAAGAUUCAGUUGUGAUAGAUGUUUGGGACAGGCAAUGGGUCACAAAGAAAUAUGAGAAGGUCAGACCCACCAACGCUGACAUGUUUCUCUGCAGCAUUCGAAUGCAAGCAUCCCAGGCCGAAACCUUGUUGACCAAGUCAGGGCAGAAUGGGGUUUACUGGGAACCAAGGUCGCACUGUGGCAGAUACCCCAAUGACAGCUACCAUGUCACCUGGCUCCAAAAAAUGACCCUGCAGGAUGCCAAAUAUGCACAGCAGACGUCGCCUCAAACCACCACUUUGGUGCGACACGGGGAUCGCUAUGGGCUCCGGAGUGACACCAUGGUUGCCCAAGAAAUCCACUCCAAGCAUCGUCCCGACACACCGUUGCUGCUUGGCCAAAACAAGCUCCUUUUCACUGUGGGGCCAUUGCCAUAUAGCACCACCAAAACGGCACUGAUGAAGAUCCUGAAAGCCUGGGACUGGGAUGCGCGCCCUCUCCAGCCCAAAGGGAGAGCCCCUGAUGGCUCCGGCAUCACAUGGAUUGUUCAGGCAGUUGAGCCACCAACACACCUUGUUUAUGCUUUGCAGCAUGGAGAUGUCUUAGUUGCUCGCGUCCAAGAUGCCAAGCCACAAGCCAAACCGGAGAAAGGUCCAGCUCCAAAUUCCGGACAGCCAGCCAAACAGCAACCCAGUUCCCAUGUAUCGCCCACUGCCAUGCAACUUGACAAGUUGGAAGCCUCCUUGGAAAGCAAGAUCAUCCGAAAGCUGACCAAACAGGCCAUGCAAAGUGGCACUGAUGCCAAAGUAUCCCAACUGCAACAACACGUCGAGCAGCAGAGCAAAUGCCUAGGCAACAUGAAUCCCACCGGGCUGAUGGGCAAGGCUCGUGACUUGUCCGCUUUGCCGAAAGGCAGAUGCUUGGCAGCUACUGCCUUUGUCAACCAGCGAUGGCUGACCAUGGGUACCGUCUAUGGCUACAAUGAGAAGUCCCACACGGUUGAAGUCCAACAGCAUACAGGUGACCUUCUGCACGGUUUGACCACCAGAAUCGUGGAUGGCGCAAGAGGUCUUCGUUGUAUUUCAGGGGAUUGGAACCUUGACCGCAACAAUAUCCCCCAAGCAUCAUACUGGGAGGCACAAGGGUGGAUGGAGGCUCAAACCUUUGCUUGCCGCAGGUGGUCCACACCCAUUGGUGCCACUUGCAAACAUACCACAGUCAAGGACUUCAUGUUCCUGUCUCCCGAAGUGUUACCAUAUGUCACUGCCGUAGAGUUGGACUGGUCUUGUUUUGCUGAUCACGCCGUCCUGUUGGUAUAUCUUUCAGAUUUGGCAGCCCCGCCACUUGUUCCGAUGUGGCGCAAGCCGUCCCAAUUUGAGUGGCCCAAUCAACAACAAUGUAAGCAAGUGGAUUGGCCCUUUCAUGCAGCACAGUCUCAGGACAUGGAUGCUUGGUAUGCCAACAUUUGGAAGAACGUUGAACGCUACGCAGACAAAUCCAUGCAUGCUACUCAGCGCCGAGUCGAGGACCCCUUGCUGAUCUACAGAGACCUCCAAAGGGAAAGGGCCGAACCAGUGCAGACCAUUGUCCAGACCCAAGAAAUACCGGUAGUCUCAAGCCAAGAUGUUCACCAGACAGAGAAGGUUGAGCUCCACCUUGCAGAUGCCCUCAACUCCGUCCGAGCACUGGAGGAAUUUUGUUCACUUUUGGACUUAGAGACUGACCGAAUCUUGCACCAGACCCAAGAGCUGCGGCACACCAUGCAAGGGUUGGCUGAUGCUGAUGUGCGACGUACACUUCAAGCCUACCAUGCAUUACCACAGGAACACCAAGGUCUGAUGCGAUGCUGCCUAAACGGUACGCAGUUUACAAAUGACGUUUUGCACAAGGCGGGCAUUACGGAUACUGACUGUUGCAAGUUUUGCGGCCAGACUGACAGCCAGCUCCACAGACAUUGGGAGUGCCCUUUCUUUGCUGAUUUACGCCCAGAGAAUGUAAUUCACUGCAAAGAGCAGAUGCCUUUGAGCUUCCUAUGCCAUGGCUGGUUGCCACGGACAUCAGCCGCCGUUGACCUCGUUAGCCAUUUGUUUCAUUUGCCUGACACCACAACAGAAUUUUUCCACGCACCAAAUCCCGUGCAACUGCGCUUUUUAGAUCUGUUUUUGGAUGGGAGCUGCAUCAUGCCUGCAGUUUCAGAAUGCAGACUGGCGUCCUGGGGCUUUGUUCAAUGGACCGGUGAAGAAUUCUGGCCAGUCGCAAAUGGAGCAGUGCCAGGCUGGCGACAAACCAGCUUGAGAGGUGAACUUACAGCGGCGAUUUCGGCACUUAAAUUUGUCACUUUCAAGGAGCAACCCUCACGAUUGUGGUUUGACAAUUCCAACGUUCAAGACACGUUACACCACUGGCUUCAAGGGGUUGACACAGAUUGGAGGGAUAAGACAGAUCAAGACCUCUGGCAACACUUGCAUGAUCAGUUUCAACAUGCUAGGCCUUUUUUGACUGCAGUUUAUAAAGUUCAAGCACACGCUGACCCGGCAUGCCAGGACACAGCGCUGGAUGAGUGGACAGUUUUGGGAAACACAGCGGCAGAUUGGUGCGCGCGCAGUGCACGUCUCCAUUUCCCAAGGUGUUUGUGGGACGCUUGGGAAGCCACUGUUGACCAUGUUGCUCAUUCAAAUCAGCUUGGCCUCAAGGUACACCAAAUGUUUGUACAGAUUGCUUUGCGUGCGCGUAACUGUACUCUUGCAGAUGAACCCUUACCACCGAAGGGAAUUUCCAUGGACACACCCACAGCCACUGUUGAUGCGGGACUUCUGGCGCUGGCCAAGUGCUCGGAGUCCGACUUGCCAGCCAAGUUGCAGACUGCAGAAACUCCACAUGUUUUGCAGUGGAUCCGUAACCUUCUAGCGAAUGACCAUGCAGUCAUUUGGGUGACUUUCCACCAAUUGUUGCUCAGCUACCAAGGAGGCACGGGUCGACUUGGACCGUACACCACUGGACGUUUAUGGACCGAACGACCUCUGGAUUCCAUGUAUGAAUAUAAGCAACAGGUACAGUGGUUUGUCAGGUUUUUGAUGAGUUUAGCCAAAGCCGUAGGUGCUGCAUUAGAAGUUGAUCAGCGACGUCCUUCAUCACAUGUGCUGACAUUUUGGUGCGGCUGCCUGCAAGUGCCCAUGGCUGCAACAGAACUGGCUGCCAUUGAUGACUUCUACAAAGAGCAUGCCACCAAUCUACCUGCGAGACAGAUUGGUCGCGACCUUGGUAAGGUGGUUUCACUGGGCGAGCAAUCGACUCUGUCCUCAGAGCGAUUGCUUCCGAUGAAAGAGAGAAAGAGAGG